Molecule: messenger RNA, 2776 nt
Organism: Podospora pseudocomata
Lineage: Eukaryota; Fungi; Ascomycota; Sordariomycetes; Sordariales; Podosporaceae
Exons: 2
Coding region: 2254-2553 (99 amino acids)
Source: RefSeq, a predicted model, not a curated record
GCUCUCCACUGGCUGCUUGCCCUCGACGAUUCCAACUACAACUCUGCGUCCAUACAGUUCGCUCCUUCCUCACAACCGAGGAGUAACGCGACAAAUGGAAAUGCACUGCUCUUGUUCAUUACGCUAUGCUAGUACAAAGGAAAAUUCAUCAUAAGCCUAACCCAGUCCUGCCACUACUCGCAAACGCCUGAAAAGAACCGCCCCUCUCGACAUCAGUCGCAAAAGACAAAAUGCGCGACUACCGAUUUGAGCUCCUACCGCGAUAGCUCCUCUUCUCAUAGUAGUAGUCGUCACUAUCCGAAUCACUGCUAUCAUACCUCCUCCUCGAGCGACCCCUAGACUCAUGCCGCGCCGAUGAGCUCCGACUGACACGUGACUGCGCGUCCGACGACGAAGCCCGACUGCACGUCGACUGCCGCUCCAGUCGAACAAACUCAUCAGGGUGCGCACCAACCCUGGCGCGUGGGUCCGCAUAGUACUCAAUGUUUCCACGGUUGGGCUGUCGAUAGUCGACAUAGGCCGGAUGCUGGGGAGUCGGCGCAAAUGUCACAGACUGCCGACGCCUGCUUGGUUCGACCGACCGCGAUCGACGAUUGCCUGUGAUGGGCGCUCCGUUCUCAAUGAUGCGGAGAUGCGCGCGGAUACGGCGAAGGCCGGCCACUGCGAAUGGUUAAUACCUUUUGCUCUCAGUGAAGACUUGAAUGGAGCACAAACUUACAGUCCUUUUCGACCUUGGCCACGAGGAACUUCUCGUACCAUUGCUCGUACUCGGGCACCGUCAUAAGCCCAUCAUAGUACGCCUGGCGCAACUUGCGAAAGACAUAGGGCGCCUCAUCAUCAGCUUCAUGCUGCUCCUUCUUUCUCUUGACCAUGCGCCGGAGCUCCCAGCUCGACUUGAUCGACGUCACGAUACUACCGCACGCAGCAACCGUUGCCAAAACGACGGGGACACCCAUUGUCGCGAGAUGGUUAUGUGAUGAUUGACCUCUGGUUUUCUUCCAAGUGGAAGACGGCGGAGGGAGACUAAGGAGGAAGUUGAGGAGAGUCAGGUGUGUUGUCUGCUGGCAUGAACUGUUUGAUGAUGUCGGAGGAAAGGGUUUCGAUUCCUUGGGGCUCUGGGAGAGCUGGUAGAAAAGGAACGGGAGCCGUCGAGUGCGAGGGCGACACCGGCGACCUGGAAAAACAUGUUGCGAAUACUUGAGACGAUUUCCCAUAAUGCUUGACCUGGCCAGGUCUGUUGAUCGCUCUCUUGUUUCGGGUGAGCUUCACAGGCCCGGGUCCGGCCCCGUCUCGCCCUGUUCGGACCGGGCUUGGCACAUUGCUCUCCCGAGUGAUGGAUUUUCUAUCUGCUGGCCGUGCAAAGCUGUUGCUCUUCCAUGACCAGGCCAGAGAUCAACUCGAUCUGCCCAUGGUUCCCCUACCACUGCUGGUUGUUUGUCUUCUAGAAGGCAGCACACAACGGGCCCCCAUCUCCUGUGGGACAAAUCGAGUACCAAGUGAUCCAGAGCUGUUGCGACUCUGAGAAACACGAGAAAUAUCUCCCCUUUUGGAACUCAGUCCAUUGUUGUUAUCUGCUCGCCCGCAUACACUAUGACAUACACUAUCAUGCAAAGACAAUGACUCCCGUCCUUCUACUCGCUCCAUCUUCCCCUGCGCCCCUCUAGAGCAUUCCUCUCCCCAUCACCAAGCAGCCGGCGCUGACAGUCAAAGGCUACUGGUUUCGCCGGCCUCGACCAAGCAGGCCUCAAUUCAGUUGGCCAGCAUCCUCCCCACUUUCCAUCACGCCAAUCAGUUCCCCUCCCUGGUGUUGCUGCGCCGCAUAUUCCUUCCCGCUUUACCCAUUUGUAUGUAUGUAUACCAAAAAAGAACACGCUCCCACGCCGCAAGCCAGCGUCUUGCCCGUCAGCCUUAGCCAUGGUGUCGUCCCCUCUCUCUCCGGUCUUCCUUGUCUCGAUCGAAACAAGUUUAUAAAACCCCACGGCCAGCCCGUCCGUCGUCCUGACCACGGGUCUUCGUGUUAGAAGGAUCUCGUUUUUUUCCCGAUCAAUUAUUCACGUCCACCAUUCGGUAACGAGGUCAAGAGUGCGGUCUUUGGAACUGACACAUCAACCAACAACCCAACCCCACCUUUUUCGUGUUCCCUGUCAGGAUACCAAGCAGUCAGUCAAGGGCGAUCAAUUGAGUGUUCUUAUCGCCAAACGGCCUUCAAAACGGCCUCGAACCGGGAGCAAUUGAACCAAGGAAUUGGACAGAAUGGGCGGCGGAUACUACUACGAAACAGAGCCACGUCCGCAAUACACAAGGCCCCCUCCAAGAGCAUACUACCAGUCCACCACCCGAACAAGCAGAACCGCGCACGUCAUUGACGUUGAAGGACCAGAGCGGUCGCUGUCGCCCUCUCCGACAAGAGUGGUUGUUGUGCAGGAGAAGCGGAGGCGGAGACAGCCAGAGCCGAUUGGUUGCUGGGCGUGGUUUUGUGCUAGUUGUUGUUGCUGCUGGGUGUGCUGUGAUUGCUUGAAUGAGACUUGCUGUCCGAUUCGGGAGUAUGACUGAGCUGGGAAAACAAUGGAAGAGACGACGAGAUGAUGUUACGACGAAUGAUGAUACCCAAAACGAAAAUCAUGACGACAAGAAUGGUUGGAGAAAGUGAAUGAUCGGUACCUCUUCUAUUCCUUACAUGCUAGACGGCCAGGAAACACAAAAAGAAAAGAAUGCAAUAACCUCCAAACUCCUGACCAUGGCUGUCAAGAAACGCCUUCAAUGCAAAUAGUUAAAC